AUGCUUCUUAGAAACAUUUGCCUUGGGAUUGCAUUUCUUGCUGCGACCACAGUAGGUAUUAUAGGAAACUUCUUCUUCUUUACCUUUUAUGUUUUAGAUGUCCUUGUUAGACACAGGAUAAAUUCUUUAACUCUUAUAUUUAUCCAGCUGAGCUUGGUGAACUCCACCAUGCUUCUUAGCAAGGGAGUCCCACAAACAUUGCACGGUUUGGGGUGCAACUAUUUCCUGGAUGAUGUUGGGUGUAAAGUUGUAUUUUACCUUGGCAAAGUGAGUGAGGGCCUUUCAAUUUCUCUGACUUGCCUCCUGUGUACUGUCCAAGCCAUCACUCUCAGCCCCAGGAAUUUCGUGUGGUCAGAAUUCAAAGUUAGAGCCACACAACAGAUCACUCCUUCCUAUCUCUUAUGUUGGAUCUUCAAUCUGCUGAUAGAAAUUCCUGUACCAGUAAGUGCAAGAGGCCCAAGAAGUGGCAGCAACAUUACAAAUGCAUUUGAUUUUGUGUACUGUACUUCAAAACACAUCAUGAAUGUUUAUGUGAUAACAACCACUUUGCGAAAUGUGCUCUGUUUGGGGCUCAUGGUUUUGGCCAGUGGCUACAUGGUGCUUCUCCUACACAAACACCACCAGCAUGUCCAACAUAUUCGAAGCACCAAACUCUCACCCAGAAGGUACCCAGAGAUCAGAGCCACACAAACCAUCCUUUUACUGAUGAGCACAUUUGUCAGCUUUUAUGUACUCACCACCAUUUUUGCUCUUUUUCUCAGUUAUUUUGAUCAAAAAUCUCCCUGGAUGUUGUCUACUUCUAUCUUCUUGUCGCUAUGUUACCCAACCAUCACUCCCUUCGUAUUAAUCCCCAGAGCUCUCAGGACUCCCUGA
Molecule: messenger RNA, 873 nt
Organism: Trichosurus vulpecula (common brushtail)
Lineage: Eukaryota; Metazoa; Chordata; Mammalia; Diprotodontia; Phalangeridae
Product: vomeronasal type-1 receptor 3-like
Exons: 1
Coding region: 1-873 (290 amino acids)
Biological process (GO): G protein-coupled receptor signaling pathway
Cellular component (GO): membrane
Molecular function (GO): pheromone receptor activity
Source: RefSeq, a predicted model, not a curated record